This is a messenger RNA of Cotesia congregata, 3177 nucleotides long. The record is from the annotation of a GenBank genome assembly. NCBI's taxonomy places the organism in Eukaryota, Metazoa, Arthropoda, Insecta, Hymenoptera, Braconidae.
AUGGCGACGAUAGACGGCAGACCGGCCCAAUAUGGAGUCUCUCUCAAACAGCUUAGAGAGCUCAUGGAGCACCGAGGCCGCGAGGGUGUUAAUAAAAUAAACGCUCUUGGUGGUGUCCAGGAAAUAUGCAAAAAGUUAUAUACCUCGCCGAGCGAUGGUCUCAGUGGAUCAUCGGCGGACAUGCAACACAGGCGAGACACAUUUGGUUCCAACUCAAUACCUCCAAAACCACCUAAAACAUUUCUCACGUUAGUGUGGGAAGCUCUUCAAGAUGUCACUUUGAUAAUCCUUGAAAUAGCUGCAUUGGUUUCGUUAGGUCUUAGCUUUUAUCACCCAACCCCCAAGGCAGAAGAUGAUGAUGUUAAAUUAGAUGAAGAUGAGGCUAAAUACGGUUGGAUUGAGGGUCUUGCCAUUUUAAUCUCCGUUAUAGUAGUUGUGUUAGUUACAGCAUUUAAUGAUUACUCGAAAGAAAGGCAAUUUCGGGGCUUACAAAAUAGGAUAGAGGUCGACGAGUCAAGUUUGACUGGAGAAUCGGAUCAUGUUAAAAAAGGCGAAGCCUUUGACCCGAUGGUGCUAUCAGGUACUCAUGUGAUGGAGGGCUCAGGAAAGAUGCUCGUGACAGCUGUGGGUGUUAACUCACAAGCCGGUAUUAUCUUCACGUUGCUGGGUGCUGCUGUUGAUCAACAGGAGCAGGAAAUUAAGAAAAUGAAAAAAGGAGAUGAAGCUGGAGAAAUCACGGGUAAUAGUCAUCCAGGAAGCGGUGGAAGUGUUAAACAAGACGGAGAAAAUCAUGCUGCCGCGUCAAGUGGCGGUGGAGGCGGCCAUGGUGAAGGAAAAAAAGAAAAAAGUGUUCUGCAAGCCAAGCUGACAAAACUUGCCAUUCAAAUUGGUUACGCUGGGUCAACAAUUGCCGUACUUACGGUUCUCAUUCUAAUUGUACAAUUUUGUGUUAAGAAAUUUUACAUUCAAAAAGCCCAAUGGGAGAGCUCAUACAUCAAUAAUCUUAUAAAACACUUGAUUAUUGGUGUUACCGUGCUAGUGGUUGCUGUACCGGAAGGUCUUCCACUUGCCGUUACGUUGUCUCUUGCCUACUCGGUCAAGAAAAUGAUGAAGGACAACAACUUGGUACGGCAUCUGGAUGCAUGUGAAACAAUGGGUAAUGCAACGGCGAUUUGUUCCGACAAAACAGGUACUUUGACGACGAAUCGUAUGACUGUUGUCCAGUCUUACAUAUGCGAGAAGCUCAGCAAAACAAUACCGCCGUUUUCUGACAUACCGAGUCACGUUGGAAAUCUUAUUGUCCAGUCAAUAUCUCUUAAUUCGGCUUAUACGUCCAGAAUAAUGCCCGCGGCAGAUCCUACCGAACUAGCGAUGCAGGUCGGCAACAAAACCGAAUGUGCCUUACUUGGAUUUGUACUGGCGUUGGGCCAGAAUUAUCAAACGGUACGGGAUGACCAGCCGGAGGAAACAUUUACGCGUGUAUACACAUUUAACAGUGUAAGAAAAAGUAUGUCUACUGUUGUUCCAAAAUCAGGCGGUGGUUACAGGCUCUUCACCAAGGGUGCUUCCGAGAUCAUCAUGAAGAAAUGUGCCUUUAUUUACGGUCGCGAUGGACAUUUGGAAAAAUUCACCCGUGAAAUGCAAGAUCGUUUGGUUAAAAAUGUUAUCGAACCGAUGGCGUGCGACGGAUUACGUACUAUUUCAGUGGCAUACCGAGAUUUUGUACCCGGUAAAGCUGAAAUAAAUCAAGUACACUGCGAAGGUGAACCCAACUGGGAGGACGAAGAAAAUAUUGUAAAUAAUUUAACGUGUCUGUGUAUCGUUGGUAUCGAAGAUCCCGUGAGACCAGAAGUACCAGAGGCAAUAAGAAAAUGUCAAAAAGCUGGUAUAACUGUACGAAUGGUUACUGGUGACAAUAUAAAUACCGCUCGAUCAAUAGCACUCAAAUGUGGUAUUAUUAAAGCGAGUGACGAUUUUCUUAUACUUGAGGGUAAAGAGUUCAACAGGCGAAUAAGAGACAGUAAUGGUGAAGUUCAACAGCACUUACUGGAUAAAGUUUGGCCAAAAUUAAGGGUACUGGCACGUUCGUCACCCACCGAUAAGUACACCCUGGUAAAAGGUAUUAUCGACAGUACUUGUACAGCCUCACGCGAAGUUGUUGCUGUCACCGGUGAUGGUACCAACGACGGUCCGGCGUUGAAAAAAGCCGACGUUGGUUUUGCGAUGGGUAUCGCUGGUACAGAUGUUGCUAAAGAAGCUUCCGAUAUUAUAUUAACAGAUGACAAUUUUUCCUCUAUUGUUAAAGCCGUAAUGUGGGGCAGGAAUGUUUACGAUAGUAUAGCUAAAUUUUUGCAAUUUCAACUGACAGUUAACAUUGUUGCUGUUAUUGUUGCAUUCAUUGGUGCUUGUGCUGUACAAGACUCGCCUCUCAAGGCUGUACAAAUGUUAUGGGUUAAUUUAAUUAUGGACACACUCGCGUCACUUGCAUUAGCCACAGAAUUACCUACACCGGAUCUGUUGCUUCGUAAACCUUAUGGACGUACGAAGCCACUUAUUUCCAGGACAAUGAUGAAAAAUAUCCUUGGUCAAGGGAUUUAUCAAUUGACUGUUAUUUUUACGCUCCUAUUUGCCGGUGACAAAAUGCUGGAUAUACCUACUGGAUUAGAUUCUGAAGACAAACACAGUAGUACACCUACUCAACACUUCACUAUAAUAUUUAACACAUUCGUAAUGAUGACCCUCUUCAACGAGUUCAACGCGAGAAAAAUUCACGGUCAGCGCAAUGUCUUCCAGGGAAUAUUCACCAACCCCAUCUUUUAUUCUAUUUGGAUCGGGACAAUGCUCUCCCAAGUUGUUAUCAUCCAGUAUGGUAAGAUGGCAUUCAGCACAAAAGCUCUAGAUCUAGAACAAUGGUUAUGGUGUAUAUUCUUCGGAAUUGGUACAUGGGGCCGCGGCCAGCCGGAUGAUAUCGGUGCUAUCAAUCUAGGAGACGAGAAAUUCGACCCAGACUCGGAUAAAAAGCCGCGCGCAGGACAAAUUCUAUGGAUCCGUGGUCUAACACGGCUACAGACUCAGACGAGCAAUAGAUCUCUGGUGCAGAAUGUAUCUGUGACAGGCAGAUCCCCCUCUCAGGAUUACUAUAUGCCAGCGGAACCUAUUCGGGAGACCGAGGUAUAA